AAGCGAGUUAUCAUUGUAAACAAAUAACUUGACCCCUUUUGGUUUUCGUUCGUUCAAAUCUAAAUUAUAAUUUUCUAGAAGUCUUAAAAAGUGUUGCAAUUACAAGUGGCUUGUAAUUACGCCAAAACAACCAUUUCGUUGGCGAAACGCGUAAUUUUUUCGUAAACAACUUUAUCAGUGGCUUUGUUACAUGAAAAAAUCCAAUUUUUCCGACGAAAAGGUACACAACACACUUGAACCUAUUUACUUAAAAGGCGGAAACUAGUUCUUAGUCAAUCGUGCCACUAUAUAAGUUAACACUGACAAUAUUUCGUUCGUCAGUUGGUGCCAAGAUGAAGUUCGUAGCGCUCUUUUUUGUGACUUGUGUCUUCCAAGUCGUUGUCGGUAAAGAUUUACUGAAAAAGGACCCCUCGGGCGACGUUGUGAUUCAUGCCACCAACAAGACGUCUGUUCCUUCAAUCCACUACGUUAUCGAUGCCGUUGACUGUCUAAAACAAGCCUACACAGUUUAUUCCGAUUCUUCGGACAGAACCCAAGUCUAUGCCGAACUCUUUCAAGAAAAACAUAACGAAACUGGGUGGAACGUCGUCGCUGGGUACACAGCCGCCUACAUUAAAUCCAAAUGGUACAUCGAAGCGACGGUCACAAAUGGGAAGUAUCAAGAUAGCAAGAAGGACAGCGACUUUAAGAGCACUUUAUAUUUAAUUUUUUCGACCGAGUGAUUGCAAAAUCUCUAACUAAACACUGAUGAGUGUGUAGAUUAACACAUAAAACAAAUCCAUGAGUAAAUAAAAUUACCCCAAAUCUGUAAUAUAACAAUGUAGACACGCAAUUAAACAAUAAAGAGUUAGAAUAGCAUAAAACUGUGUCGUUAGUUUGUUGGUGCAUUGAAAUGAUGGAGUUUCCUUUCGUGAUUAAAAAAAUCCACAAAAAAUGCUACACCAACGGUAAGCACACCAUUCAGCGGUUCAUGACUAAAAGUGGCCACUUGAACUUGCAACUAAGCCAAGUCCCGUACUACAAGUACUUUCGGUUUACUAAGGACUUCGCUAACACGUUGGUGUCGCUGCGGUGGCGAUGGGUCACGUUCAUGGUAGUAGCAGCCAACUUCUUCUUCUAUGUUGCUUUCGCGGGGUUGUGGAUGCUCGACGCUUGGCUAAGCGGCGACUUCAACCCCGCCAAAACCCACAAUUUUUGUGUGGAACACGCUAGAUGUUUCAGCGGAUAUUUACUCUUGAGUGUCGAAACCAUCACGACAACGGGUUAUGGGUACUUGUACCCAACCGAAAACUGUCAAUUCGCGUGGUUUACUCUCAUGUUGAGCACCAUAGUGAUGAUUUUGAUUGACGGCACGUUCAUUUCGAUUGUUUUUUUGAAAAUUUGUAAACCGCUGCGAAAAGACGGUUUGACUUUGUUUAGCAAGAAGUGUGUGAUUUGUUUAAGAAACGGCAAGCUAUGUUUAGUGUUUCGUGUCAACGACCAUCUGAACAAGCACGCGAUUGAGUCAAAAGUGACGAUUUAUUUUGUUGGUCGGAGUAAUGUGAAACAGGAGGAUUUUCAUGCGAGUUUGCAAGAAAUGGAAGUGACUUCGGGUGGGAUGUUUUUGUGGCCGACGGACGUGGUACACCAAAUAGACGAAGACAGUCCGUUUUGGAAAUUGUCAGCUAGUGAUAUAAUGAGCGGAAAGUUUGAAAUACUCGUAACGUUGUCUGGCACGUCGUUCGUGACUGAUCAGUUUUCGACUAGUCAGACGUCGUAUUUGAACGAAGAAAUUCUAUGGGGGUUUAGGUUUAAGUCGUGUAUGGAAUAUGACGAGAAGGUACAGCGUUACGUAGUAAAUGAGCAAGACAUUUUUAAACUCAUGCCUUGUGAUACCCCGUUGUGUAGCGCCAGCACGCUAAAGAAAAUUCAGACUGAGUUAAACCAACUCACCGACGAUCCAGGCGAAAGAAAUUGAAACAAACACCAUUUUAAAUCGUCUUUAUUUACAACAUAAUACUAAAUGACUUACUUUACCUCCUAGUAAAAUAAAUACUUUAUACAGCGUAA
Messenger RNA from Zophobas morio, 2049 nucleotides. RefSeq names its product inward rectifier potassium channel 2-like. The record is from RefSeq and is a predicted model, not a curated record. Gene Ontology annotation, molecular function: inward rectifier potassium channel activity. The coding region runs from base 893 to 1957 and encodes 354 amino acids. The transcript is spliced from 5 exons. Gene Ontology annotation, cellular component: plasma membrane. Gene Ontology annotation, biological process: potassium ion import across plasma membrane; regulation of monoatomic ion transmembrane transport. Lineage: Eukaryota; Metazoa; Arthropoda; Insecta; Coleoptera; Tenebrionidae.